UAAUGAAGUCGAGGAGAGAGAGCGCGGAGGUAAACAGUGACGGUGACUGAUCAACAAGAGAGGAUGGCGCGGGGUACCAGUGCCGGGUUUGACCGUCAUAUUACUAUCUUCUCCCCCGAGGGAAGACUUUACCAAGUUGAAUAUGCAUUUAAGGCAAUCAACCAGGGAGGACUUACGUCAGUAAGCUGCAAGGGGGAAGACACAGCCGUAUGUGUUACUCAAAAGAAAGUGCCGGACAAGCUGCUGGACCCCAGCACAGUGACGCACAUGCAUCAGCUCACCAAGAAUGUUGGCUGCGUAAUGACUGGCAUGCAGCCUGACAGCAGGUACCAGGUAAUGGUCGCUCAGAGUGAAGCUAACAACUUCAAGUAUCGUUAUGGUUAUGACAUGCCCAUUAAUGUUCUGUGCCGACGUAUAGCCGACAUCAACCAAGUAUACACACAAAAUGCUGAAAUGCGCCCCUUGGGAUGCAGCAUGAUCUUGAUUGGCUAUGAUGAUGAGCUUGGCCCGUGCGUGUACAAGACUGACCCAGCUGGCUACUAUUGUGGUAAUCGAGCGUGCUCGGCUGGUGUCAAACAGACGGAAGCAAACAGCUUCUUGGAGAAAAAAUACCGAAAAAAGACAAAUUACACCCACGAUGAAACCAUCCAGCUGGCCAUUACUUGCCUCAUGACCGUCCUCUCGGCAGACUUUAAACCCACAGAGAUUGAAGUGGGAGUCGUAUCAAAAGAGGAACCUAAAUUUAGGGCCUUGACAGAACAAGAAAUUGACUUUCAUCUUAGUGCCAUAGCAGAGAGGGACUAAGAAACUAUUCCAUCACCACCAACUAGGUAUAUAAGCUCUUGGAAAUUGUCAAAAUAUGGUGAGCCUUUUUUCAUAACUGAAAUUACAUUGUUUUUUAUUACUAUGCCACAUUAAGGAAGUGAUGUUUACCAUAUAUAAAUAAUACACCUCAGUCUUUAAUUUGUAUUUGAAUAUUACCUAAUAAAGUUUGAUAACCAUG
Procambarus clarkii (red swamp crayfish) is the source of this 1003-nucleotide messenger RNA. Its product is annotated as proteasome subunit alpha type-6. NCBI's taxonomy places the organism in Eukaryota, Metazoa, Arthropoda, Malacostraca, Decapoda, Cambaridae. Gene Ontology annotation, biological process: proteasomal protein catabolic process; ubiquitin-dependent protein catabolic process. Gene Ontology annotation, cellular component: cytosol; nucleus; proteasome core complex, alpha-subunit complex. The record is from RefSeq and is a predicted model, not a curated record.